This is a messenger RNA of Mytilinidion resinicola, 728 nucleotides long. RefSeq lists its product as uncharacterized. Lineage: Eukaryota; Fungi; Ascomycota; Dothideomycetes; Mytilinidiales; Mytilinidiaceae. Bases 58 to 528 code for a protein of 156 amino acids. The record is from RefSeq and is a predicted model, not a curated record. The transcript has 3 exons.
CGUAGAGUGAAAGGGUUUAAAUACCUAAGAGAAAGGGCUAGUUCGUGUCACCGAUACAUGGGCCAAUUGCACUUGUCGUGCUCUCCAGAACAGCCCAAGACAACCGAGAGGUCAAUGCCUUCCAAUCUGAUGAAUCAAUUCACUUUGUCGGAUCUUCAAAUCUCUGCAAUUCGAAGAAGUCGUUCGCGAAGCUCGGUCGCAUGUGAGGUUGGAUCGAAGAGCAACCCAACAAGUACAAGUCAAGCUGCGUAUCAGCAAACAAGAGCGUGCCAGCUACCAUAUACCCGGUGCCCAACAAGCUCUGAAAUUGAUGAUGCACGAUCGCGCAGCUCCGCUCUCGCCGCUUUUGUCCUGCCAUUCCGGGGCGAUGUUCCUGCAGAUCACGCCCGUGGGCGGUUACGCUCCCGGAGUCGAGUGAGAAGGAGGACGAGAGCCAAGAGGUUCCAAGCUUCAGAGGCUGCAACCCCCGCAAUUUGGGCACGCCACGCUUUUCGCUUGGGGACUGGGAAAGCCACUGACGGCAGAUGAGGGGAGGGAAUGGUCCUCGGGAACGGCUUCACGCUUCAUUAGUGAAGACGGCAUGCCGUUGGUCCGGUGCGACUUCGGACGUGGUGGAUGAAGGCGAAGGAUGGACUAUUCCGUCCUACUGACCUGGCCAUGGGCUCCAGCACCGGUCUUCAUGCUUCUUCGGUAGGUGUUCUCGAGCUAGGUCCACCAUGCAGCUUGGC